UGAAAGCAACCAGCUCUGGCACAUAUAAAAAACCUCUUCUAAACCUCUCUGACAUCUCAGUUACAAAACCUCCAGCUCAAUAAUACAGAGACACUGAGAAUGGAAACAAAAGUGUUCAUCUGUGUUCUGUGUGCCUGUUUGGUAACACUCUUAGUGCAUAAGACAUCAUCAGCCGCAAUAAAUGAAGGCAUAUUUCUAUCAUACAAACCCUCUGAGCAAGGUCCUGUUAAUGGAAGUAAUUACGAGCAGAUGAGUAACCUUACCCUAAAUACAAAUACAACCCAAGAAAGUAUUUUGGAAAAGACCAUUGCGCCGAACCUUGCAGAGAACGAUGGGAAACAAAACUACACACAAGUCUCAAACACAACUCAAGGGUUACAAAACCCCGAAAUCAAGUAAUGCAACCAGCUCUAUAAAAAACCUCUUCUAAACCUCUCUGGCAUCUCAGCUACAAAACCUCCAGCUCAAUAAUACAGAGACACUGAGAAUGGAAACAAAAGUGUUCAUCUGUGUUCUGUGUGCCUGUUUGGUAACACUCUUAGUGGAUAAGACAUCAUCAACCUUAAUAAAUGAUGACACAUUUCUAUCAUACAAACCCUCUGAGCAAGGUCCUGUUAAUGGAAGUAAUUACGAGCAGAUGACUAACCUUACCCUAAAUACAAAUACAACCCAAGAAAGUAUUUUGGAAAAGACCAUUGCACCGAACCUUGUAGAGAACGAUGGGAAACAAAACUACACACAAGUCUCAAACACAACUCAAGGGUUACAAAACCCGGAAAUCAAGUAAUGAUAAAAGACAAAAAGAGAACUGGAAACCAACCUGUUAAACAGUCAACUCUGAUGCAAUGACAUGCUUUAAUGUUUGUUGAACAAAUUACCUUUGUAUUGUAGAAUAUGCAACAUCAAAUGCAAAAGAUGUGCCUGUUUAAAUGUACAAGAAAAAAAAGAAACCCAACUCAUGACUGUGCUAUGCUACACAGUGAAUGAUAUAACACUGAGAGUAGUACAGUAUAUCAAAAGAAGAGAAUUGCAAUUGUUUAAGUAAAGUUAAACAAGUACACUGAUAAAAAUUUUCUGCUUGAUUUACUUAAAAUAUUAUGAUCCUUUUUUGUGUGUGUGUAAAUGUAUUAUGUAGAUCAAUCAAGACUAGUCUUUGUAAAAACUACUUCAUUUUUCUGUCUGUUCAAAGAAUAUGUGUCUAUGUAGGUGUUCCUAUGGCUCAGUGGUAGAGCGUUGCAUUAGCAGCGCAAAAGGUUGUGGGUUUGAUUCCCAGGGAACACAUUAGGUAAAAAAAAAAGUUAGCUUGAAUGCAUUGUAAGUUGCUUUGGAUAAAAGCAUCAGAUAAAUGUAAAUGUAUGCUUAUCAAAGGUUAAAUUUUCAUUAUGUUGUUAUAAUGUCAAAAUAAUUUAAUUAACGGUCCAUUGGGAAAGAUGUUCCUGAGUUAAAACUUAAUAACUAAUUUGAAAUCACAUCUCUAACUGUAAACAUCUCAAAGUGUGAUAAUCCACUGAUUAUUUGUUCUUAAAUAACAUAAUAUGAAAACUACUUGAAGUCGCCAACAAGCCUACAAAACUACCAAUGUUAAAUGCCAAAAUAAUCUGAUUUAUAAUCUCUUGGGUAGAGGUUUAAACCCUAAACCUAGACGCUGUGAAUGGAGAAAUCACAAAACCAAGAGGCUGUUGAUAAUUUAGACCUGUCUUCUCCAGUUUGUAUUUCUUGUCAAAUUACUUAAUAUACUGUCCAAAAUUAUAUCCCAUUUGUAAGUCAAAAAAGGAUUUGCACCUGUAUGGUUUGUACGAUAGUGGUUAAGAUGGGAUAGACCAAUCCAGCAGAUAUAUUUCAGGGAUUAUUUUAACAUGCCCCUAAUCUAAUCUGACCUGAGACAGAGGAGAAUAACAAUUGCUUGACUAAUCCUUACUUACGGUUUUUAUAUUUUUCAUUGUAUAUGUUUAGAUUGAAACUUUAGAUUAUAUGUAUUAGAGUUAAUUUUGUGUAAGCUUGUGACAAAUAAGCAAUGUCACCAUGGACAUGUUGGUUGACCGCAGCAAACACUGGACCACAACCUGCCCCUCAGGGCCUGGCCUGUCAUUCGGGCACACACAAAGAGAAAGGAGAGAGAAAGAAAGAGAGAGUGAUAGAUGGAAGAAGAGGGGGGUCCUGUGGAGCUAGUGACGUAUGCCCAGGCCCCAGCAUCUCCGCACUUCUCAGUAGCAAGUAAGGAGCUUAACCACACAGCUUCAGUGCAAAGGGGUCAAUCGCUCGGAUUAUCACACUCGAAUUUGACAUCACAAUCCUCCGCACCUCUCUGUUUUUUAUAUUCUUUUUUUGGAAACCUUUGAACCUUUUGUAACCUUGACCUUUCCUUAUUUUUUUUACUUUCUAUGAUCUUUAUUGUUGUAGGUGAAAAUUGAUACAUUAUACUUUCACAAGUUCAGAGAGGACUGGCUGCUCAAAUAUGGACCGUAGUUUACUAUUACAGCUAAGAAAAAGGGUGUAUAAGGGUUGUUGAGUUUGGGGCUGGAUGGUAGCUUUUGGAACAGGGAUUCACCUUUCUUACCUUUGAAAACAUAACCCAAUGCCGCUGUCCAACAACAAGGUCGCUGACGAUGGAACUUCAACACAGCCACUGCAAGAGGGAAAAGCACUGGUGGACUCCCUUAUCAAGGCGGUGGCAUGUUAUCGGCACUUGGCCUCCUGUAUUGGUGGAUGCACGGACAACUCCAGCCUAAGACGUGAUCUUUGGCAAACACGAGAGCGAGCCCAGACUCUAGCGCUGUCCUGCCGAAACCACUUGACAGCUCGACUGAGGGAUAAAACAUUACCGGAGGCUGAGAGGAAGGAAACAGAGCAACUAUGGGUGGCAUUUUCCUCUUGUCUGGAGCUCUUACAUGCAGACAUGUGCAAGGUUUUCACCAUGGUCAAGCAAUUUUCCUUGGCCAAUAACAGUACCAUGGUGCAAACAGGCAUACAGGGGGGGACAACAGAGGUGGCAGCACGGGCUUUGAGCCUGCAUGGCCUGCAGGAGGCAGGUGACGGGCCCCAGACAUCCAGCAUGGAGGGUCAGGAGCUGAGUCAGCUGGAGCAAGAGAUUGCACAGGUGGACCGUACACUGGAGGACAUGGAGCUGAAGGUCAAUGUGCUGCGCUGGACAGUGGAGGCGCUGGGUCCUCAGUAUGCUGACCCCGUCAGCACUGACAGCGCUUCGCUAGCGCUGCUGUCCAUCGACGAAGAGGCAGCUCAAGGCUUUUGCAGUCGCAGCCAGAUGUUUGCAGCAAUGAUGCUGUGUGGUGUGGCAAUCUUUGCCGUGGUGCUAUCAGUGUGUGUGGUGUUCCUGGUCUGAAGUCUUAUCACUUGUGCUGUGUAGUCUUUUUCUUUUUCCAAGGUCUCUUCAGCUGUGUUCAGCCAAACAUCAACAGUCUGUUUACUUAUUAACUAUGUAACAGUUCCUUACUUUUGAUCUCAACAGCCUGUGACUCCUUUUUACAAAUCAAAAAAACCCUGCCAUUAAUUUUGAGUGUGUGAUCAGCAAAAGAAAGCAUGUUAAAUGAAUCUUCACUCUAAUGCUGAAUUGUAAUGUGAAAUUUGGGCAAGUAGUAAAAUCUGAUUUAUUUACUGAUGUAUAUCAGGAUGCUGUGCAUAAACACAAGAUCGGUUUUCUGUAGCUCAUGUUAUGGGCUUUUCAUAGGCUGGUUCAUCAUGUUAUCAGAACUUUGCUCAUCAUCUGUUUUCGUUUUUGAGCAAAUACAGUAUCAACACUGACACAACAAUUAAUCCUUUAACUAUUACCUAGCAAAUGUGUACUGUCUUCUAAAACACCACCAACAGAAAUGCAUAGGGCUUUAAUAUGUUAUGCACAUGUUUUUAUCUAUUGUGGCUUUUAAUUAUGUUUAAUUAUGUAGUUUAGAAACCCAUUACAAAAGCCAGAACCAAUAGAAUUGUUUUAAAAUGUUAGUCAGUGUUAACUGGUAUUAAUACUUUGUUACUAAUUAUAAACAAGUAGGAGUAAACUGAUAUUAAAAUAUAGUUAAUAAAAAGUUUACAGGAAAAAAAUGAAAUAUUGUAAUUACCUCAGCAUGAAGGCUGCUUUUUCAAAGACAUUUCAAAGACAUCCUUUAUGCACUGUAAUGUCUUCAUAUUCAAAUAUCUCAUGAAUAUUAUAUUUUGUAAAGAUAAAUAAAUAAAUAAAAUGAAAAUAAAUUAAUAAAUGUUAAAAAUAAAUACACUGUUAGAACGUGUUUACUAUAUAUGUGUCAUAAGAUCUGUCAGGCAACAUUAGACUAAAAUUAAGAGUCAAUUUCCAUGUUUAUUGCUAGAAAGAUGUAAAAUCACACACACACACACACACACACACAAUGAGGGGGUUACGCUGUAGAGGUAUCCCAUUUUUUUUGAUAACAGUGUAAAACAAUAUUUCUUUGACCUCCUGAGGUUGACAAUAAACAUGUUCUGAAGCACCUCUUUUCACUAACCAUUUGUUGAACAAUAAAAAUACUUAAUAUUUAAUUGUUUGAGGCACUACUUUGUACUCGGGAAAUCACUGUAUACAAUUUAGAUAAACUUUAUGACGUGCCUAAGUUCAGAACGUCAGUAAGUUUUGUAUUAUGCACGUGAAACGUC
Messenger RNA from Cyprinus carpio (common carp), 4617 nucleotides. RefSeq names its product regulator of G-protein signaling 9-binding protein B-like. Gene Ontology annotation, biological process: G protein-coupled receptor signaling pathway. The record is from RefSeq and is a predicted model, not a curated record. The coding region runs from base 2576 to 3340 and encodes 254 amino acids. NCBI's taxonomy places the organism in Eukaryota, Metazoa, Chordata, Actinopteri, Cypriniformes, Cyprinidae. Gene Ontology annotation, cellular component: neuron projection. The transcript has 13 exons.